Fusarium venenatum is the source of this 1032-nucleotide messenger RNA. RefSeq lists its product as uncharacterized. The record is from RefSeq and is a predicted model, not a curated record. Lineage: Eukaryota; Fungi; Ascomycota; Sordariomycetes; Hypocreales; Nectriaceae.
AUGUUGGCUGUCAAACGUCUAGCCCUGCAUGCAAUCCUAUGCUGUCUUUUGGCACUGGGUCUAGCUGAGGAGGAUGAGAAAUAUGAUCCUGCUACUAACUUUCGUCCAAGCAAUGUGACAGGCCUGGGUGACUUUUACACCUGGGUCGGAUCAUACUACAAUGCCACUGCAGAAGUUGAUGUUGAGUUUGCUUAUCAAUACCUCACCCCUUCCGACGAAGUAUGCCCAGAGCUCAGAAACUUUACAAGCACUUUCAAGUAUGACGCUAUUCUCAGUGUUCUUGAGCGUGGCACCUGGAACGGUGGCAACAAUUCGGUCAUAUUCUGGUUGACACUCAUGCCACAAACUUCGUCGCCAUUCAAUGUGUCUUCCUUGCCCCAGAACUUUAUGUAUGAAAAGGACAAUCUUUCAAUCCCCAUCUAUUCGGCCGACCCGACCCCAGGUGGUUACUGGCGUCCACGUAACAAUGUUUUCCCCGACGAAUUCAACUUCACAACCACUCAGGUUUCAAGUAAAGCUUACAAUCUGACGGCAACAAUGUUGAAUACUGCAAAUGGCGGAAGCGCAUCAGCUUGGAGCAAUGUCACCAUGCCAACAUGCAAUUCCACUGAAUGGACCAAUGACUAUAGAUUCCAUAUGACCAGAUUUAGGUCGUAUUUUGCAGAGGAUUGGGACGACUACAAGUACCCUGAAGUGAGCGUGCAGUUUGACGACAAGACAGCCAAUCUGACACUGGAUGGUACUUUCUACGCGAAGCCAUAUCGACAAUCCAAUAUGACUGGUCAACCUGUGGGUGGCAGCCCCGAAGUUAUUGGUUAUGUUUCAGUCCGUUUCGCUGGAGUUGUGGACGAGUACCAUUCUGAUGCUCUGAGUCUCAAUGAGAGUACGCCCUCAUGGGAGCGCACUGUUGGGUUCGAGAGUAAUCCGUCAAACAUUGGAUACGGGGAGAGUGAUGGCAGUGUGGGCAAGAUGGUUUCCGGUUCCAUUUUGACAUUCAUGGCUGUUGUAUCCGUCACUAUGGUACUUUUCUAG